AUGUACCGGCACAGCUACGUCUUCCAGACCCACAAAGAGCAGUACGAGCGAGCAGAGGAGGUGCCCAACUGCUUGGCCAAAGGCCAGGCCGCGGCGUCCAGCCUCGCGGCGCUGCAGGGGCUCGGCGAGCGCUUGGCCGCCCACGUCCAGCGGGCCCGCGCGCUCCAGCAGCGCCACGCUGUCCUUCGGCUACAGCUGGACGCCUUCCAGCGCCUGGGCGAGCUGGCGGGCCGGGAGGAUGCCUUGGCCCGCCACGUUGAGGGUAACCGCCUGCACACCAGGGAUCUGGCGGCGGAGCACGCUCGGCUGGAGCGCCAGUGCGCAGAGGCGCAGUGCUCGCUGCACGAGUUCAGGAGCAAGUAUGAAAAUGAAUGUGAAUGUCGACUGCUGCUAAAAGAAAUGCUUGAGCGGCUUCAUAAGGAAGCUGAUGAAGCUUUACUGUGUAACCUGCACCUUCAGAUCGAAGCACAGUUUCUGCAGGAUGAUAUCAGUGCAACAAAGGACAGGUACAAAAAGAAUCUUCUCGAAAUUCAGACUUAUGUCAGCAUCCUGCAGCACAUCAUCCAGACCACCCCUCAAGCAUCGGCCAUUACAGGUGGAGUGAGGGAGGAGAAGCUCUUGACAGAAUGGGAGGUACCCGCCCUGCAGCAUCAGCUGGAGGAGGGCCAGGAGGUGCUGUCUGUCCUGCAGGCUCAGAGAGCCGAGCUGCAGGCCCAGACAGCAACCCUGGAGCAAGCUAUUAAAGACGCCAACGAGUGUGAUGAUGAUGAGAUUCAGCUCUACAAUGAACAGAUUGAAACCCUGCGGAAGGAGAUUGAAGAGACUGAGAGGAGCCUGGAGAAGUCUUCCUAUGAUUGUCGGCAGCUGGUGGUCGCCCAGCAAGCCCUAAAGAACGAACUGGACCGGUAUCAUCGGAUCAUAGAGAAUGAAGGCAAUAGGCUGAGCUCCACCUUCACUGAAACUCCUGUUACUCUGUUCACCCCAUGGCAUGGAGCCUCUUUCAGCCCUCGAUCCAGCGGGAAAGAUCUCUCCAGAGCUGUGCAGGAUAUAACAACAGCAAAAACAAGACAAAAAGGCCUCCCCAAGAACAUUCCAAGGAAAAAGGAGAUUAUAGCUAAAGACAAAGCAGAUGAAAAUCUGGAAGACACUCCACUGAAAGGUCUAGAAGUCACAAAGCCAGUGCAGGUGGUAGUUAAAGAGGAAGGUGAAUUAAAAUUUGAAUCAGGGGAUGAAGAAGCAAGUCCCCCUACCCCAGAAGUGGCUCCAGAGGAUGUACCAGAUGGAGGGCAGAUAAGCAAAGCCUUUGAGAAACUCUGCAAGAUGGUCAAGGAGAGAGUAAGAAGCCCCAAGGAGCCUGAGCCGCCAGCUGACCUCUACACCAAAGGGCGGUAUGUGCUUGUCUUGGGGGAUGCCAGUUAUGUGGACCCUGGGUUUUGUUCCUUGUCCAUCCCGGCCAGGGGAAGAGUGGUUGUUUCCAUUGAGGAUGACUCUCUGCAUCGUGACAGCCCUGUGGAGCCCUCUCCUGAGCAGCCCCAACCCCCUCUGGAGAAUGGCCAGGGGGGUCUACAGGGGAGAGAAGAUGGGCACCCACUGAAUCAGCAUACUGCAAACAAGGAGAAUGAGAUAAACACCAAAGAACUGACAGGUCCCGGGGAAAAGCAUAAUGGCCAGAAGGAGGAUGAAGGGCCCAGGAGGCCCUGUGUCGUGGUCACACCUUGUUCAGAUGGACCGUAUGCACCCCCACUCGAAAGGCCUGGGACCAAUCAGGGUGGAUCUGAGGGGCAGAGGGCUAGAAAAGGCAGCCUGCUAGAGAGAAACCCUCCCAGGACUUUGGCAUAUGAGAAGGUGGAAGUGAUGGAAUCCAUUGAGAAGUUUUCAACUGAGAGCAUUCAGAUGUAUGAAGAAACUGCUAUAAUUGUGGAGACCAUGAUUGGAAAGACAAAGGCAAACAAGAAGAAACAGGGAGAAAAGGGUUCU
Messenger RNA from Rhinolophus ferrumequinum (greater horseshoe bat), 1977 nucleotides. RefSeq names its product beaded filament structural protein 1 (gene BFSP1). The annotation marks the transcript as partial. Gene Ontology annotation, cellular component: cytoplasm; intermediate filament. Gene Ontology annotation, molecular function: structural constituent of eye lens. The transcript is spliced from 8 exons. The record is from RefSeq and is a predicted model, not a curated record. NCBI's taxonomy places the organism in Eukaryota, Metazoa, Chordata, Mammalia, Chiroptera, Rhinolophidae. Gene Ontology annotation, biological process: lens fiber cell development.